Molecule: messenger RNA, 1814 nt
Organism: Ruditapes philippinarum (Manila clam)
Lineage: Eukaryota; Metazoa; Mollusca; Bivalvia; Venerida; Veneridae
Product: tetratricopeptide repeat protein 23-like
Exons: 13
Coding region: 51-1595 (514 amino acids)
Molecular function (GO): protein binding
Source: RefSeq, a predicted model, not a curated record
UUAAGGUACCAGUCUGCGUCCUUGGUUCCGCAAAACAAACAGGAAGAACAAUGUCUGACAUUUAUUCUGGAUCAGACUUUGAAGAGGAAACAGCCAGAGACCCUGAGCCAAUGGUUGUAGAGGUCAGAGGUCAUGGAACACGUGGUAGUCCGGUGACAGCUCGUAGAAGCACAAGUCGUCGCUCUCACAGAAGAACUGCAAGAGAUAAUGAUGAAUACAGUGAUGAUGAAGAUCUGUUUGACGAUGAUGAUGACGAUGAUGAUGAUGAUGAUGACACAGCCAUUAACAUUCAGACAUCUCGUAGCAGCGCUCGGCAGAGGCGUAGCGCACGGCAAAUGAAAACGACAAAUGGAAAAAAGUCUGUGAAUAUGACGCCCCCUGAUAAACUACUAGAGAAAGCAAACAGAUUGGCUAAUAAACUUUCCGCUACCAAAAAGGCUGAUAAAGCUGUGAAGGAGAGGAUUAAAAUACUUGCCUUAACUAGGAUAGUGUACGGCAGCGUUCACUGGAGACUGGCGGAAGCUCAUGCCAGUUUGGCUGAAGAUUAUUUAGAACUAAAAGGUUAUAACGUCCAGGCAGAGUAUCACACUGAAAAUGCCAUGACUAUUAUGCUAAAUUCAGUUACCACGACAACCACCGAGGGAGAAAAGGCAGCUGUUUUCGGAGUGCUCUUCCGAAUUAAUUACAUUCAAGGAAAGGCACAGAUUGCAAUGAAAAAGUACAAUGAAGCAGAAACUGCUUUGGCGAAGGCGGACAGAGCUUACCAGGCAUGUUCCAAGUUGUCAUGUGUCACUGACGAUCAGUGUGAUGAUAUGGAAAUAAAACUAGCACAGACAACUGCAAGGUUGUCAUGGAGACAGAAGAAGUAUGCAGUGGCUGGUUCCCAGUACGAUAAAGUCAUAGAUCUGACAAAGAGAAGAUUUGGCGAUGACGCUGUAGAAUUGAUAGAGCUGUAUCAAGAGGGUGGACGUUUAGAGCAAGCCAAGGGAAGAAUGGCAAAUCAUGAUAAAGCAAUAGAAAUGUUUCUUCAGGCACAUUCUAUAGCAGCAGCCAAUUACAAGUAUGCAAGUGAAGAAAUAGUAGACACAGCAUUGGCCCUGGCACAAGCAUAUGCAACCACUGGACGUGAGGAGGCUGAAAGUUCGGCAGAAAGUUACUUGAAUGAGUGCCUGUCAUCGUGCACCACUGUGUACGGACCAGACCAUAAAAAGACACUAGAAGUCCAGGACGAACUUGCAAGGUUACUUAUACGUACUGAACGAGAAAUGGAUGCCUUAGAAAUGUUGAGAUCUUCAUUACCAUUAAAGAAUGAUGUUUACGGAGAAUAUUCGGAAAAUGUUGCAGAUACUCAUAAAUUGAUAGCAUCCGUACACCUGGCUCAAGGCAAUAUUGAAAAAGCUCUCAGGGCAUAUAAAAAGUGUCUGAAUAUUGAAACUCUUGUUUUGGGUAAAAAUCAUAAAAAGACGAAGGACAGUGAAAGAACUAUUGACAUACUUAUGGCGAGUCCAGGACUUUCUAAAAAGUUUGUGCUGAAUAAGGAGGAGGAGUUAAAGAAACGACCUAGAUUUAACAACUUUUCUAAAUCGGCAAAAUAAUGUGACGCAAGAUUGGAGGAUUUAAUUCAUAAUUAACCUUGUUUAUUUACACUAGUUAUCUAAUAUAAACCUCAACACUUAUAUUUACAUUAUGCUGUAAGAUUAAAAGAUAUUUUACUCAGGUGCCCGUUCGUGCCUGAAAUAAUGCACGGAAGGGCACCUGAGGUCUUCCUCCACCAGUAAAGCUGGAACGUCGCGAUAUGACCUAUACUGUGUCGA